Messenger RNA from Podarcis muralis (Common wall lizard), 2305 nucleotides. RefSeq names its product kynurenine/alpha-aminoadipate aminotransferase, mitochondrial. Gene Ontology annotation, molecular function: L-kynurenine:2-oxoglutarate transaminase activity; pyridoxal phosphate binding. Gene Ontology annotation, biological process: biosynthetic process. NCBI's taxonomy places the organism in Eukaryota, Metazoa, Chordata, Lepidosauria, Squamata, Lacertidae. The record is from RefSeq and is a predicted model, not a curated record.
CCACCCGCAUUAUUUGAGUUGGGGAUAUGUUGACGCUUCUUCGCGCCCGUAUCAAGGUCGGCUCCCUGGAAGCGAGCUUGCGCGCGUGCAUGCCCAGAAGGGGAGCCAGGGACAAGGCCAGACAAGCGGCUUCUCGGCGUUGCAGGCCGCAGUUGGCGACGGAGAGGCGGGCCCCGAAAAGCCCGGCGGCGGCGGCGCGGCGGCUCCUUCGUCAGGCGCGCCAGGGCCCGGUUGGCAGCGGCGAGCAUUGGCGGCGAAGCUGAGCACAAAGGGCAAGAUCCAGCUCACGUCAAGCACCUUUAAGACACAUCUACUUCAGUUGGAGUGUUUUGUUUAUCUGGAGGCCAAGUCCAGUGCUUGACGAUUUAGGCAUGAAUUACUCACGAUUCAUUACUGCAGUCAGUGCUGCAAGAACAGCAUCUCCGAUAAGGCUCCUCACUGAAUUGAUGCAGAGGUCUCCUCCAUCGCUGAUUUCUCUGGCAGGAGGGGCACCAAACCCCAAUACUUUCCCCUUCAAAACUGCUAGCAUUACCAUUGGAGAUGGAACAACGGUUGAAAUUGGGGAAGACUUGAUGAAGAGAGCUCUCCAGUAUUCAGCCUCUGCAGGCAUUCCAGAGCUAUUAUCCUGGCUGAAGGAUUUGCAGAAGAAUCUUCACAACCCUCCAACUGUUGAGUAUCAGCCUGAAAAGGGGCAAAUGGAGUUGUGUGUCACCACCGGCAGUCAAGAAGGGUUGAGUAAAGUAUUUGAAAUGCUGAUUAAUCCUGGAGACACGGUCCUUUUAGAUGCGCCCACCUAUCCCGGGACACUGGCAGCUCUGAGGCCGUUGGGCUGCAACAUUGUCAAUGUUCCCAGUGACCAACAUGGCAUUAUUCCAAAAGCCCUGAAAGAAGUUCUUUCCAGGUGGAGCCCAGAAGAUGCCAAAAAACCUAACAGCAGCCUCCCCAAAUUUCUCUACACAAUUCCUAACGGUGGCAAUCCUACUGGAGCCUCACUGACGACAGACCGCAAAAAAGAUAUCUAUCAGCUUGCAAGACAAUAUGAUUUCCUCAUAAUAGAAGAUGAUCCAUAUUACUUCCUUCAGUUUGAUAAGCCUUGGGCACCAACAUUUCUUUCCAUGGAUAUUGAUGGUCGAGUUAUCAGGACGGACUCUUUCUCUAAGAUCCUCUCAUCUGGACUAAGGAUAGGGUUUCUAACUGGUCCCAAGCCUCUCAUCGACAGAGUUAUUCUGCAUAUUCAGGUUUCCACAAUGCAUACCAGUACUUUCACGCAGCUUAUGAUAGCCCAGCUUCUUCAACAGUGGGGACAAAAAGGUUUCCUGGACCACGUAGAUGGUGUGGUGGACUUUUACAAGAAGCAGCGGGAUGUGAUGCUUGUGGCAGCAGAUAAGUGGCUAAAAGGCCUAGCAGACUGGCAUUCACCUGCAGCUGGAAUGUUUCUAUGGAUGAAAAUCAAGGGAGUUUCUGAUACACAAGAGUUGAUAAUGAAGAAAGCUUUGGAGAAACAAGUGCUGCUGGUUCCUGGAAGAGCGUUUAACAUUAACAGCUCCAAUCCCAGCUCUUACGUCAGAGCUUCCUUCUCGCUUUCUUCUCCAAGCCAGAUUGAUCAGGGUUUUCAGAGGUUGGCUGAGCUCAUCAAAGAAGCCUUAUGAUUUUACCAAACGAAAAAUCCUUGAUAAGCUAAAGAAUCUACGGUAGAAACUCCGGCUUUUUCAAACACACUGGGGUUUCCCAACUGUCCACAGCAGGGAGAACCAUUGUGGGGGACCUCCAGAUGUUGUUUGACUAUAACUCCCAUCAGCUCCAGUCACCAUAGCUCCUUGGAUGAUGGGAGUUGUAGUGCAACAUCUGGCGGGCAUCCCAUUGGCUAUCUGUGGUCUGCAGAGUAUGCUAUGAUGUAAAAUGCACACCUUUCCCCUCAUGGUGGUGGUGCUGUUUUCAGGUUGUCCAUAGCAGAUCAUAAGGUGGGGCUGCAGUAUUCACCUGAGCUUCAUCCAACGGAGUCGCUGCAGAGAGCGGGAGGGAUACAGUGGCAAGGUUGGUGCAGUGUAAAUUUUCCAGUGGAGCCAAUUCACCAUACCAACCUGGCCACUGUCACACAAACCUCCCUCUCUUCAUCCCAGUGUGCUGCAGUGACUCAGUCAGACAGAGGACAGGGGAGCAGCACUCCUAAAGUAUCACAUCAGCUGCUCGAGGCUGUAUAUUGACAUCUUGGAAUGUUGGUUAGAAGAGUUUGGAUUUGAUAUCCCGCUUUAUCACUACCUGAAGGAGUCUCAAAGCGGCUAACAUUCUCCUUUCCCUUCCUCCC